Messenger RNA from Lasiosphaeria miniovina, 1626 nucleotides. RefSeq lists its product as uncharacterized. The transcript has 5 exons. The record is from RefSeq and is a predicted model, not a curated record. Lineage: Eukaryota; Fungi; Ascomycota; Sordariomycetes; Sordariales; Lasiosphaeriaceae. Bases 261 to 1322 code for a protein of 353 amino acids.
CAAUAUGUUGCAGCCCGUGACCCAGCUUACUACUUUUUUUUCCCUCGAGCCCACCGCCUUUGGCCCCGUCUCGGGUCUUCCAUAACCUCCUCCCACUCCUGGGUAAAAAAAUGGUUCUUCCUUCAACCCUUCUCUUCCAACCAAUAUACAUCCUAGCCCCAACACGUGGUUCUAGUUUUUGUCGCCGUCAACAUAUAUUAUCGAAGGUGGCUGCCAAUUUCCAUCUCGCGAGCACCAAAAUCCUCGAUGACUGAACAAUCAUGAAUACGCCCUUCACAAACUUUCCCGCUCCCAUUUCCGCCAAUGGCUCCGACGCUGGCAGAAGGAAUUUUACCGGGUUUCCUGCCUUCUGGCUAGCGAGCCAGCAAGACGAUGACUUGGGCCAAACAACACGAGUGUCUGUUUGGAUACUGGUAGCGGCGUCGCUGCUAUUCAUCCUCAUGCGGAUUUACUGCAAGCUCGCCAGGCACCGAACGCUCCACGCGGAUGACCAUUUUGCUAUCGCUGCAUGGCUGGCACUGCUUGGGAGUGCCAUCUGCACAAAUGUGGCCGUCGACCUGGGAUACGGCAAGCAUGUGUGGCAGAUACCGCGCGAACGUAUUAACGAAAUGUCCCUGAUUGGGCAGAUUUCUGUCACGCUGGCCAUUUGCAGCCAAUCGUGGAGCAAGUCAUCCUUUGCUAUCACGCUCCUCAUGAUAUCGGAUGGUAUUCACGGCAAAACCAGAAUCUUCAUCUGGUUUGCCAUAGUAUCCAUGAAUCUAUUGUUCGGUGUUUCGGCUAUGCUAUUCUGGGUCGGCUGCACACCGGUUGAAAAGGCCUGGCAUCCAUUCACGAAGGGGACUUGCUGGGGCCCUAACGUCAUCAUCACAUAUGGCAUCUUCACGAGUGCAUACUCGGGAGUUCUGGACCUGGUUCUUGCAAUCAUCCCCUGGAAGAUUAUCAUGGGGCUUCAAAUGCAGACCAAGGAGAAGUUUGGCGUUGCUUUGGCGAUGAGUAUGGGAGUUUUCGCUGCUGCUUCGGCAUUCAUUAAGUGCUCGUCACUCCCAGAGCUGGGUGGGCGAGACUUUCCACAUGACGGCGUGACAUUGGUCAUAUGGGGCAGCGCAGAGGCUGCCGUGACUAUCAUGGCGGCUUCCGUUCCUAUGCUGAGAAUGUUGGUGCGCAGUGUGAAGCCUUCGCAGAGACGCCAUCGGCCAAGCCAAAACAGAUCCAGAAGACCGCUGGUGGAGACCGCGGCAUCUUCCAAACGAGUUUACUACAACAGGCCAAGAACGGAUCUUGUUACAAUGACUGGGUCGACGUGGACUAGUGGGACUCGUUAAUGGUAAUAGUUCACGGAGUUAGUUGCUUGAAGCGCGGAGUCCAAGGUGUCAAUGGAGAAGACCAUCUCUAAUUUCGGAAACGGGGUUCAUUUGGCGCAUCGUAAUAGAUUUGGGAGUCCACGGAACAGACAAUAAGUAUGGCGUUGAUGACACCUUUCGGAAUGUGCCCACGGUAUUGAGAGAGCGAAACGAAGCAGUGGAGGUCUGGAUGGCUCAAGCGAAGGACGAAUUCGGUAUCGGCCAGAAUGCCAAGACCGCGAUGUCAACUUUGCCACCGUUUUGGGUAUCUUCAGAUACGUUUGCC